Neltuma alba is the source of this 2198-nucleotide messenger RNA. Its product is annotated as exocyst complex component EXO70H1-like. Gene Ontology annotation, biological process: exocytosis. The coding region runs from base 108 to 2018 and encodes 636 amino acids. Gene Ontology annotation, cellular component: exocyst. Gene Ontology annotation, molecular function: phosphatidylinositol-4,5-bisphosphate binding. The transcript is spliced from 2 exons. NCBI's taxonomy places the organism in Eukaryota, Viridiplantae, Streptophyta, Magnoliopsida, Fabales, Fabaceae. The record is from RefSeq and is a predicted model, not a curated record.
UUGUAUGAUUCCCUCUCUCAAUCAUACUCCCACGUGAGAUUUAGCCCCCAAUCUCAACAAACCCCAAGAGGCAAACUAAGAAAUCGCUUUGAGACUAAUUCUCUCACAUGCCCAUCAAAGGAAUGAGAAAUAUCUUCUCCAAAUCUUCAUCUCCUUCUCCCUCUUCACCUCUAUCGUCAAUAUCCAUCCCGCCUUCCUCCCCUCUUCCGGCAUUCUCACUCUCUUUGAUGGAAGAGAACAUUGAGAUCGCUCGUUCCCUCAUCACCAAAUGGGACUCCAACCAAUCUCCCUAUGCCGAAAUCACCCCUCUUUUCUCCGGCGACCGCCAAGAAGCCAAACACUACCUGACCGCCGUCAAGGGCUUGCAAUCCGCCAUGCGCUAUUUCGUCACGCUGGAUUCCAACUCCCCCAGCCUCGUUCAGGCUCAACUCUUGAUGCAAGCUGCGUCCAAGAGGCUCAAGAAGGAGUUCUAUCAGAUAUUGUCCUCCAACAGAGAUCAUUUGGAUCCCGAGUCCGUUUCCAGUCGCUCCUCCACCGAUCAGAGAACCAGUGUUUCCGAUUGCGACGAUGAUUUCUCAGAGGAUGAGUGCCGUUCUGUCACUGAUAAUUCCAUUUCCGAGACGGAGAGAGUUUCUAUGGUUGCCAUGGAGGAUUUGAAAGCCAUUGCGGAAUGCAUGAUUUCAGCUGGUUAUGGAAAAGAGUGCGUCAAGAUUUACACCCUCAUGAGAAAAUCGAUCGUCGACGAGGCUAUGUACCAUCUCGGAGUGGAGAGGCUGACCUUCUCUCAGGUCCAGAAAAUGGAUUGGGAGGUGAUCGAGUUGAAGAUUAAGUACUGGUUGAAAGCCAUCAAAGUCGCUGUCACAACUCUGUUUUAUGGAGAGAGAAUUCUCUGCGAUCACGUUUUCGCCUCUUCGGAGAGAAUCGUCCAGUCCUGUUUCGCUGAGAUUUGCAAAGAGGCUGCUAUGUCUUUGUUUGGAUUCCCUGAACUCGUGGCAAAAUGCAAGAAAACGCCGGAGAAAAUGUUUAGGAUUCUUGACGUGUACGAAGCAAUCUCCGAUAACUGGCCACAAAUUGAGUCCAUCUUCUCAUUCGAAUCAACCUCCUCCAUCCGAUUACAGGCUGUCAAUUCCAUGGUCAAGCUCGGUGAAGCAGUUCGUACAAUGCUUUCUGACUUCGAAUCCGCGAUUCAGAAGGACAACUCUAAGACGCCGGUGCCAGGUGGAGGAGUCCACCCGCUCACGCGCUACGUCAUGAACUACCUCUCAUUCCUCGUCGAUUACAACGGUAUCCUCGCCGACAUAGUCGCCGAUUGGCCACUAACGUUACAGUCUCGGUUGCCAGAGUCUUACUUCCCAAGUUCAGGCGACGAUAACGACCCGUCGUCGGAAAUAUCGGUGCGGUUGGCAUGGCUGAUACUCGUUGUCCUCUGUAAACUCGAUGGGAAAGCGGAGCUAUACAAGGACAUCGCACUUUCCUACCUCUUCCUCGCCAAUAACCUCCAGUACGUCGUCAGUAAGGUGCGAGCAUCUAAUCUGAGCUCCCUUCUCGGCGAGGAUUGGUUGACAAUGCACGAAUCAAAGGUGAAGGAGUAUGUAUCCAAGUACGAGCGUAUGGGCUGGAACAAGGUGUUAACGUCACUGCCAGAAAAACCAACGGCAGAGAUGGCAGCGGAGCAGGUGAAAGCGUGCUUCGGGAAUUUCAACGCCGAAUUCAGUGAGACAUGCAUGAAACAAUCGUCGUGGAUCGUAUCGGACGCCAAACUGCGAGAGGAGAUCAAAGCGUCGAUAUCGUCGAAGCUUUUACCGAGAUACGGAGAAUUCUAUGAGAAGCAUCGCGUCGGGUCGAGAAGAGUAUUAGGGUUGGACUCGGUUAUGAGAUUUUCACCCGAGGAUUUAGCUGGAUACCUAUCAGACAUUUUGUGUGGGACAGGAGACUCAUGCAGUGUGUCGUUUCGUCUUCUCAUCGCUCCAAUCGCUCUUGAAGUCGGAGCAAUCGCCGGCCAAAGAAAACGGCCGUAAAAAAAUAUGAUAGCAACAAUAUAUAUAUGGAUGAUAAAUUUAUACUGUAUAGGAUUUUAGGGCAGAGGCAGUGAUGAAUAGGAUCGUCUUCCCCCGCGAUGGUGCGAAUGGUAGAUUGAAAGUUGGGGGGCCAUAUUGUACACUGGUAAAUAACAGACCAAGGAAAUCAGUACUACCUCC